Schistosoma curassoni is the source of this 594-nucleotide messenger RNA. The record is from the annotation of a GenBank genome assembly. NCBI's taxonomy places the organism in Eukaryota, Metazoa, Platyhelminthes, Trematoda, Strigeidida, Schistosomatidae.
AUGUCUGAUUUUGACCCAGUUUCUGACUUUCUUGCUCGUGAACAGGAGGCUCUUGGGGAUUUAGGUGAUGAUUUAAAGCUUAACGAAGAUAUUUCAAAUACCGAGGUCUCUGAUCCCAGUUAUGUGUUUCUUAAUGGACAAUCUACAAUGAAUGGCUCUAAUUUUGGACACAAUUUGGCUGAACCUGAUUGUAGAGCUAACAAUUCUGUUCAUGAUUUCAACACAAUUGUAUCAUCCGACAGUAAUGUUAGUGGAACUGAGUCUUGGCGGGAGGAAUUCGAGAAAAGAAUUAAGGCUAAAGAUGCUGAAGAAGAAAAAAAAUGUGCUGAGUUGAUGGAAACAGGAAAAAAGGAGUUAAAUCAUUGGUACAAAGAAUAUCACCAAAGAUUAGAAACAAAAUCCCGUGAAUUGCGUGAGAAAAAACAUGAUUCAAAUGGUCAUUUCAUGAAUGGUGAUGGUAGCAAACCAUCUGUGAAAGAUACAGCCGUUUGGGAGAGUAUUUGCAAUUUAUGUGAUUUUCAAUCCAAGCAAAAAACUGCAAUUGAUACGUCAAGAAUGCGUAGUAUUCUACUCUCUCUUAAACCGAACAAUUAA